Molecule: messenger RNA, 6013 nt
Organism: Betta splendens (Siamese fighting fish)
Lineage: Eukaryota; Metazoa; Chordata; Actinopteri; Anabantiformes; Osphronemidae
Product: E3 ubiquitin-protein ligase RNF31
Exons: 18
Coding region: 108-2333 (741 amino acids)
Biological process (GO): protein linear polyubiquitination; protein transport
Cellular component (GO): LUBAC complex
Molecular function (GO): K48-linked polyubiquitin modification-dependent protein binding; K63-linked polyubiquitin modification-dependent protein binding; linear polyubiquitin binding
Source: RefSeq, a predicted model, not a curated record
AAGCGGAUAUGACCGUGUCGCAUUUAUAUGAUGUUUCCAAGCGGCAGCUGUUAGUAGGUUUGACGAUAGGGGUUAAGGUUAGAAAGUGAACAGGGCGUUUCGAAAACAUGCCGAGAGUAGGACGUGAGCAGGAGCUGCGGAUUCUGACUGAGUGUCAGUACAGUCACCCAGCAGAGACCCUGUCGGACCUUCAGCAGGUCCAGUCUCGGUUCUCUGAUCUUCGUCUGUAUGUGAAUUUUUAUUGUUUUCCUAACAAAGAGAAGAGGAGGUUGGUCUACCUGGCCGGAACCAUUCCUGUUCGCUAUGAAGGUCUCGAGUACAAUAUUCCAGUGUGCAUCUGGCUCCAUGAAACCCAUCCAGUGUCUCGUCCUCGCUGCUGCGUCUGUCCGUCCAUCUCCAUGGUGAUCAACCCAUCCUGCCCCUGUGUUGAUUCUGCCGGCAACAUCAGUCUAAGUGGACUGAGUAACUGGACCAAUGGAGUAUCCACACUGUCACUGCUUAUAUCUGAGAUGAGGCAAGCUUUUCAAAAGGACACGCCCCUCUACGCCAGAUGUUGUGUACAGGCCUCUGCAGCUGUGCAGGUGUCUCAACUAGCAACAGGUGGAAGCCUCCACCUGCCUUCUUCCUCCUCCUCCUCUGGUACAUAUCACCACCUGUCUGCAGCUAGCCAGUGGGAGCAGAGUAGCCAGGGUAAUGUGAGGCGGUCAUACACUGAGGACCUGUUGGGCAUUGACUUCAGUGCCCCACCUUCCUCCACACACAGCAAUCCAUUCCUGAUCUCCUCUUAUUCAGAUUCAGACGCAGACCCUCUCAGCAGGAAGAUGGAAGCUUUAAGAGUGUCCAGUGAAGGUCAUCAUAGUGACUGGCCUGUAGAGAUCAUCAGAUCAGAAGUACACAGAGACAGAUACACAAUGAGUCCUAAACCAAGAUCUGGACUAGAUCAGGACAGGACCCAGGAACCUCAUUCAGAACCAGACUACUCUAAGAUGGCAACCCAUCUCCCCCCAAAUCAGGCUGCCAUGUUCCUGUCUCUUAUGAGACUGGAGGGUCGAAGUUUCAGUCUCAAUGAUGCCAUGGAGGCGGUCCAACUCAACAGGGAUUUUUCAUCAGCCCUCAGGUUCCUGUCUCACAAUUGUCCCAUCUGUCAGGAUCAAGUGACCUUCAGCAAGAUCAUUACCAUGACCCACUGCUCAUGCUUCUUGUGUCAGACCUGCUUCAAGACGUUUUUCUCCGCAGCUAUUAAAGAGCGAAGCAUUGAUCAGCUGGUUUGUCCUCAGUGUGGCAGACCUGAGAUCAGAGGUCAGGGAGGAGUGGAGGAGUUCAUGGACUACUUUAAUCUGCUGGACACUCAGAUCCGACACUUCCUGCCUCCUCAUCUCCAUGAACUCUUCCAGAGGAAGCUCAGGGACAGAGCCCUGCAAGAGAUGCCUAACUUCUGCUGGUGCGCUCAUUGUUCGUUUGGGAUACUCCAUGAAGCGGAGCAGCUGAGGAUGGACUGUCCCAGCUGUAAGAAGAGUACUUGCUCUCAGUGUAGAUCACCUUGGUCUCCUCAACAUCAGGGUCUCACCUGUCAGCAGUUCAAAGUCUGGCAGGACCAGCAGGACCAAUAUGGCUCUGCGCUGUUGAACUGCAACAGCAUUGAAUGUCCAAACUGUCGGUUCGUCUUCAGUUUGUCCAAAGGAGGUUGUCUGCACUUCACGUGUAGCCAAUGUCAGGCCCAGUUUUGUGGCGGCUGCAGCCAGGCCUUCCUCCUGGGAACUGCCUGUGAUUUCUCUGCCGACUGUGGAACCAAAGGUCUUCAUGCCCACCAUCCCAGAGACUGCCUGUACCACCUGAGAGACUGGACCGUGUCCCGCCUGCACUUGCUGCUACAGUAUUACAGAGUUUCUCCGUUCUGGUUGGAACCAGCCAGUAAUGAGUCAUCUGAGACCAGUCGGACAGGGGCGUGUUUGGUCCUGGAGCUGAGAGACGACGGCAGCAGGUGGGAGGAGCCAUGUGGGCGACCAGCACUAACAGAGUACAGAGGAUACUGCCAGUUACAUUAUAAGGAGCGAUUGGUGGAGUUGAUCAAUCAUUGUCAUGCCGACCCAGCAGUAAUCUUCAGUCUGGUGGAGAUGAAAGCAGAGCUGCAGCGCUGGCAUGUUGCCGUGCCAACGAGGGAACCGGAUGAACCAGAUGUACAGUACAGCCACCGCCUCCGCCUGACCCUGACCAACCGCGUUCCUCUCAGGAAGCAACGGUGCUCACCACUCAAACUCAACCAAGACCUUUGCCUUUUAAAGCCAGCCAUGGCCACUAAAGCUCCACCCCCUCAGCUGCUACUGACAGACUGACUCCACCCAUUUCUGACAUUUUACCCUAUCAGCAGACUGUGUAAUUAUGUUAACUGCUAAUAUUUAUUAAAAUGAUACCAAGUUUUUCCAAACUGCUGAAAUCUACUGGAACUAAGGAACUAGUUUAUAAGAGUAGGACUGAUUUUACUGAUCCGCUUGAAUUUAGAACUGGGUUCCACUGUUCUUUCCUGUUUAACAUAAUUCUGCAUUUUAACUGACUGUUAAAAAGUGACAUCAGACAAACCCACGUGUUCAAGUCAAACAGUUUAUGGCCACCUUUUCAAAGGCUUCAGACUAAAGCAGGUUUUCACUGUUGUGGUGGAGCAUCGUCUCUGGGAGGAUUGAAAGGUCUGAUCUCUUUGACGAUUCUCUCUGCGAUGGUUCUGUUAUUGGCAGCGACGAUUCUUCGGGACAUCAGGUCUACAGCUCGUCCUGAACAUAUACAGAGCGUUACCCUCUCAUCAUCGGGACUAUGCUAAGAUGCUGUUUUUUUUUUUUACCAUCCACAUCAGUGAGGAUUCCUCCAGCCUCUGAGACUAUUAUCGAACCGGCAGCAACGUCCCAAACAUGGAUCCCAAUCUCAUAAUAUGCUUCAACACAGCCAGACGCCACCAGACACAUGUUAAUGGCUGCAGUUCCAGCACUGCGUACACUGGAAACACAUACAUUUGUCAGUGAGUGGAAUGUUGUUGUAGUGCUAUGACUGCAAUGUAAAAAUUGUUACCCAUGGACAGGAAUGCACAGUAUGUCCCUUAGGCUGGAGAAAAUGUAGUCAACAGCUUCGGGGUCUCUGCUGGAUCCAAACUCUGUGGCGAUGAUGGACUGCUUGAUGUCUGACAGGAUGAAACAUCUCUGUCAGAGGUCAAAUCCUGCUCUGUGUAUCAGGUAUCAGUGACUCAUGUCUCACCGUUCUGAGCAGACACCUGCAGUGGGGUUCCGUUACAGAAGGCUCCUUUUCCACGUCUGGCUGUGAACAUCUUGUCUUCAAGGCAACUGUAGACGACACCAAACUCCAUCUGCAGGACAGAGUGAUAGGUCAGUGUAUGGGCCAGAAGCACAUGACUUUGAUUUGUACUCAAAGUAUGUAAAUUCGUGUGGUUCUUGUCCGGGAUGCUCUGCUUGUUCUGUCAGAACAGAGGAUUCAAAACAGGAAAACAUUUUCCUGUUUUGAAGUCAAAGGUAAUACUGCUUUUUUACUUUUGGCUUUUCCCAUUAGGAAUUCAGACAGCAAAUGAUACACACAGGUGUUUUGGCAAGUUUUGCUGUCCGAUCCUGUCGCAACCCCACUAUUUAUCUGUGCUAGGGACCAGCAUAGAAGUUACUGGCUUUCAACCCCUUUGGCUAAAUUUAAACCCACGACCUUGGAAUUCUAAGCGUAAUGCUCUGCAACCGCACCAAACGGCCAGGGCAAAGGUAUUCUUAUUAGAUUAGGCAAUAUAAAUUUCGCAUAUGCAAUGGUAAAAGCAGUUGGCUGGCUCAUGGUAUGUUAUGUAGACUAUGGUCCCUACUGUAUCCAACUGAACCCUCUUGUGAUUGGAUGAGAGACCUGGACAGGUAACCUGUCCAUCAAAGCAGUCACAUUUACACCAAACCUGGAGUACGCAGAGAGAAUCAUUUGGUUAAAAACUAUAAUUGAUAAGCUCAGUUUCAGAACAGUUACGUCAGGAGAACUUUGACCAUGCUAACAAAUGUAAAUUCUUAACCAACUAAGAAACAAUAAGGAAAAAAAACAUCCAUUCAAUAAAGAAGAAAGGUAACCCUAUGCGCUAGUGUUAAAUAAACAUGACCUUUAAAGAUUUUAUAGAGUUAUACAAAAAAAUCUAAAAAUAAUCUGUAAAGCACUAGCUAGAAGAUUAGAAAAAUUGACAGCUCAGCAAACGCCGAAGUCAGAACAAAUAUCCAGACCUCCCCAAGGUUUAGAGUGCAUAGAGGGACCAGACAAGGCUGCCCACUCUCGCCAUUAAUAUUUGCGAUAUUUACUAAAACACUAUCUUCAGCAAUUAGACAGCAUGAAGGAAUUACCGGAAUAUCGACAAAAUUAGUUAAUCAUAAUCCUGUAUUAUUCUUAUACUAUAUAAAGCCACAUAGGUCUCCCCCUACAACUAUCAGCCUCAGAUAAAUUCUCAGCACUUUUAGAAUAUUCUAUAAAUUGAAAAAAUCUAACAUUACGACUAUCACACUGUUCAAUAAUCCAAACGCUGCAGUGGCCUAGAACUACCUAACUUCCACCACUAUUUUCUUGCCAACACACUGAACCAUGUCUACAAAUGGAUAAAACCCAGUCCAACAGACUCCUCAUGGUUAGGCAUUGAACAAAUAUUUUGUGGGAACAUUAAUGUUGCAGAUUUACCAUUUAUCAGCACCAAAAUCAAAUACCAUAGUUGUUAGCAGGGUAUUUGUAUAAGAGCAUCUUUGGCAGGCUGCUGGGAUUUUCUUAAAAUGACUGUAUCUUCACUUAUUCUUCGUCAAAACACAUCUCUCUGGACUGAAAUAUGUUUCUCAAGAUACAAUUUUACCUCUCGAAGAAUUUGUGUCCCGAUAUGAAAUCACUAGUGCCAAAUUCUUAGAAUAUCAGCAGCUAAAGUCAAUACUUAAUGCAAGAACUAAAAAUACACCUUAUACAAAUACACCUUAUAUACUAUCUUUAUUUUAAUAUCCAAAAAUUAUGACAAUAAGCCUCCUGAUCUCAAAACAGGAAGCUGAUUUGGACAUCACUACUAGUCAUGUUUUCUGGAUAAAUAUCUUCUAAUUUAUGCCAAAUGACAAAAAAUACAUAUCUACUAUUAAUACAAUAUGAAAUUCUUCAUAGAACACACUACAAAGGACCAAAUGGGUCUCACAAACACAACCCUCAUUGUACAGAUAACAAAGCAGACUGAUUCCUGUAUGCGUUCUGGUCAUGUUCGAUUGCGUCUAUCCACCAGGAUAUACCUGUACAGCCAAGACAUCCGAAUAUCAUUUGGACUGGAUAAGUGUGGUCGGAUAGUAGCAAGGAGUUCUGUCCAGAGGAGUGCAGUCCUAGGAACGGCUAAGAUACUGCGCAGGACCCUCAAGCUCCCAGGCCUCUAAGAACCUGAGGUUGUAGGAGUAAGACCGCUCCAAGGAAAAGUGUGCGGAAUUAAAAGUAUAUAUAUUACUUGUCCAUCAAAAUAUGACAUGCAGCUUAAUACAUGCUGCCUAUUGAACUGAAGGGGAAAAAAAGAAAACCUUUGCAGAGAAAGUAAACUGCUUCAAAAUUAAAUGUUCUUAAUUUAGCAAGGUUUUCCCUUUUUAAAUGGACACAGAACCACAGACCAUUUUGCUUAGUGGAGACAGCAUACAGUAUUUGGUGAAUCUGGCUCUGACCUGUUUGUUCACUGAAAAUCCAAUGGAAACAGCAACAAAAGGGAAUCUGUCAAAAAGAUGUAAAUUAUUCACAGUCUAACAGUUAUUAGGAUAAUGUGAAGAGGAAUAUUUUCAACACUGUAAAGUUGGACAAAUAAUCACCAAUGUAAAGUGUAUUUAAAAAAACUCACGCAUGAACAAAGUUGGUGGUUCCAUCAAUGGGGUCAAUGAUCCAGGUAGGAGCGUCGGUGAGAUCACAAGCUUCACCUGCAGCCACCGACUCCUCCCCUAUAAACCUGGUGGCCCAUGACAUCACCAAUAAAACUCCAGUGUCAUCACCUGGUGCUGCUCAGUGA